Molecule: messenger RNA, 756 nt
Organism: Rodentolepis nana
Lineage: Eukaryota; Metazoa; Platyhelminthes; Cestoda; Cyclophyllidea; Hymenolepididae
Source: the annotation of a GenBank genome assembly
AUGAUGGGAUUUAAUCUCUCCAAUGAUUUGGAUGGGUUUGGAUCUUCCAUUCACUCUGCCAUCGAGCUUUUGAAAGAAGGAAAGUUCAAAUUUUUCAAGGAUGAAGUUGGAAGAUCAAUUUCAAAACAAUGCACCACCGAUGUGGAAGGUGUUGACGAAGAGGCGUCCUCUUCCUCCGCAAUGAGCCUUAACGUGGCUAACUCUCCAGCUCAAGCGGGCGAUCGCCACAUAAGGAGUCCUCACGGAGUCACGAAGCAGCGGCUUAACAGUGUCUCCUCAGGAGCGAGCAUUUCCAGUUCAAUACGAGGACGACUAGCUGGAGUUAGUGGUGAUGUGGGAGAAGAAGUAAAUCAAAGUUCCACAACUUCCACAGAAGCAGCCAGGCGUCCACAGCGAGUUUCUGUAGCAGGGCGGGGCACUCCCAAAUUAUCCUCUUCCUCAACUGCGGCAGUGGUUAACCAAGAAACUGCAGAAAAACGAAAAGACGUUGGGAAUACAGAAAUGCUAUCAGGGAAUCUUACCUCAACUGGUCAAGAACUAAUUAAUGCUCCAAAUAUGUGUUGAUACGUCUUUGUUGUUCGAUGCAUCGCUUAUCCAUUCCAUGCCAAAUUGUCGACGGAACCUGUAAAACGAUAUUUGAAAGUAACGAAGAGCCAAUUGACCGCUCUUAAGGGACGAUUCCAAUCAUUCCUAAAUGGGGAAUUGGAUAUAGUUGGUGACGAGGCCUUUAUAAACGCUAUUCAAAGCUACUACGAU